Messenger RNA from Dacryopinax primogenitus, 1095 nucleotides. RefSeq lists its product as uncharacterized. Lineage: Eukaryota; Fungi; Basidiomycota; Dacrymycetes; Dacrymycetales; Dacrymycetaceae. The coding region runs from base 1 to 1095 and encodes 364 amino acids. The transcript has 4 exons. The record is from RefSeq and is a predicted model, not a curated record.
AUGCGACUCCCGUACGAUAUCCUCGCCCUUCUCCCUCCGCUCGCCCUUGCUCGAGGGGAUCUCUGCGCCUGGGCACGAGUAGACGCGUACAUGUCCCGGGUAGCUACCAAACUGCUGUAUGAGCAGAUCCUGCUAGACGCAUCCUGGAUAUCAAAAGUCGCAGCCCGCUUUCCAGCCUGUGUAACCCGUACCAGCUCAGGCUACCUACUCCUUUCCCAGCUAACCAAAGCCCCUCUGACCCCUCUCCUCCCACUCCAGACGCUCUCCUCCCACCCGGAACUAGCAUCCCACGUCCGCUCUUUCCUCAUCCAGCUCCCCGCGCUCUCCGGCCCCGGGGCAACCUUCCUCCUCUCCCUCCUCUCCCGCACUCUGGAACUAUGUACAAGCCUCCAGACGUUCGCCUGGGAAUGUACGGUCCGCUGUACGGACAGCGUACUGCGCGUCUUGCCCCAGCUCAGGGAACUGAGGGAAAUUCAGCUCAGCAGGCCGACUUGUCCGCUCGUGUACGCCCCCGGCCUGGGCAGGGGAAGGGAAAAAGGGGAAUGGGAGUACCUCUCUUCCUGGAUCGAGAUCGGCACCGCUCCCCCGCUCUCGAAACUGAAGCAUAUCUACCUGCAUCUCCCCCAACCAGGCACUUCAAGCCUCUGGUUCACCUACCUCUCCUCCCUCUCCCUCCCAGCGCCGCUCGAAUCCCUAUACCUUGACGCUCCUGGCGUAGACGCCGAGUCCGUACAGGGGGAGGAGAUGGAGCGGUUUGCCGAGCGGCAGCGGGGACUCCGGGUCCUAGGCUUAGGCGGGGCGGGCGUGGGAGGGAGAGGGGUGAGAGGGGUGUUGAGGGAGUGUAGAGCGCUCAGGGGGCUCGUACUCCGGAGUGUGGUGGAGGAAGGGGAGGAAUGGGAUGUUCUGACGCUGUUGGAGGAAGCGGGUCCGGAACUGAGGUUGGCGGUCGUUAAUGAGGAACAUUAUACGCGCUCGGAGGGUAGGGUGUGGCAGGUUGGGGACCCGAGUUGGGAGGAACUGCAGAGGUUGAAGGAGGAGGCUCGGUGGGGCAGGAAGGACGGGUGGGGAGGGGAAGAGCGGGGGAGUUGGGACUGA